This is a messenger RNA of Cladocopium goreaui, 204 nucleotides long. The record is from the annotation of a GenBank genome assembly. NCBI's taxonomy places the organism in Eukaryota, Dinophyceae, Suessiales, Symbiodiniaceae.
AUGCUGACCCUGGCGGUGCACCUGGCGGUGAUCCGCGACAACAACGGGCGCAUGGGGCUCCGGGCCUGCGACCAGGCGAUCCCGGCGUGGGCGCCCUGGACGCUGGCGUUGGUCUCCUGCGCCCUGCAUAUGGGAUGGAUCAUCAUCAUUUUGAAGGCCAUGGGAACCAUGGGACCCAUGGGAUGGGUUCUGGUUGAGGAUUGA